GAUUUUAAAUUACUAUUUUGCCUUUAAGUACGUCGUUCCAUUCAAGUUUCAUUCAGCAUAAUGGGCUGAUUGUCACUCAUGUGCAUACUAUUGCGCAAUUGGGGCGAUCGUGGCGAAUCAAGUUGCUGUGGUGGCAUCUGCAUUAUAGAUCUGUGGAGCAAUGGCAGGAAUGAAGUGCAACUUCCGCUCAGCUCAUAGAGUCCUGCGUCUUGCCAUAUCUCCAGCUGCCGUCAGAACAGCGAGCCCGGCGCUGGGCGUCCGGCUGCUGCGCGUGCCCGGCCUGCGCCGCCCGCUGUCCACCUCCGCGGCCGCCUGCAAGUCGGCCAGCGCAGCCGGCAGCGACGGCGGCGGCGGCAAGAAGGACCAGCUGCGCUGCCCAAAGUGUGGCGACCCCUGCACACAUGUGGAGACGUUUGUGUCGUCCACCCGGUUCGUCAAGUGCGAGAACUGUCACCACUUUUUCGUGGUGCUGUCCGAUGUCGACUCGAAGCGGACCAUCAAAGAGAACGAGCUCAGUCAGCGGCAGUCGCUCCACAGGAAACCGCCGCCGGCGCCCAAAAAGAUAUACGAGUAUCUGGAGCUGCAGGUGAUUGGCCAGCAGGCGGCCAAAAAGGUGCUCUCCGUGGCCGUGUACAACCACUACAAGCGCAUCUACCACAACCUGCCGGGCGGCGGCGGCGGCGGCGGCCCGCCCGGCCCGGGCGGCGCCGAGCAGAGCUCACACACGUUCACUCACAGAGGUGAGACCAAAGAUCUGCUGCACAUCACCGGCCUGACGCAGAACCACGGACUGGGCGUGACGUUCCACAAGCCGGAGGACGGCGCAGCCGGCGGUCAGUCCAAGGGCGGCGCUGCCGAGCCGCCGCCGGCCGGCCUGCACCAGCACAGCAGCGACAUCCUGGACGCCAAGACGCACCACAUGCAGCUGGACAAGUCCAACAUCCUGCUGCUGGGGCCCACCGGCGUCGGCAAGACGCUGCUGGCGCAGACAAUCGCCAAGUGCCUGGACGUGCCGUUCGCCAUCUGCGACUGCACCACGCUCACGCAGGCCGGCUACGUGGGCGAGGACAUCGAGUCGGUCAUCGCCAAACUGCUGCAGGACGCCAACUACCAGGUGGAGCGCGCCCAGCAGGGUAUCGUGUUUCUGGACGAGGUGGAUAAGAUCGGCGCCGUGCCGGGCAUCCACCAGCUGAGGGAUGUCGGCGGCGAGGGCGUCCAGCAGGCCAUGCUCAAGAUGCUGGAGGGGACGGUGGUGAACGUGCCGGAGAAGAACUCGCCGCGGAAGCUGCGCGGCGAGUCUGUUCAGGUGGACACCACCAACAUCCUGUUCGUCGCCUCGGGCGCCUUCAACGGGCUCGACCGCGUCAUCAGCAGGAGGAAAAACGAAAAGUACCUGGGUUUCGGCGUGCCGGCGGCCGUGUCGCCCGGCCGGCGGGCCGCCUCGCAGGCCGACCAGGCCAACCAGGCGGGCGUCUCGGCCGUGGCCGAGGACAAUCAGGAGCGGGACGCCAUGCUCAGCGCCGUCGAGGCCAGGGACCUCAUCGAGUUCGGCAUGAUCCCGGAGUUUUGCGGCCGGUUCCCGGUGAUUGUGCCGUUCCACUCGCUCGACACCGAGAUGCUGGUCCGCAUCCUGACAGAGCCGCAGAACGCGCUCAUACCUCAGUACCAGAUGCUGUUUGGCAUGGACAAGGUGGACCUAACGUUCAGCCCGGGCGCGCUGCGCUCGAUAGCCGCGCUGGCCAUGGAGCGGCGGACCGGCGCGCGCGGCCUGCGAGCCAUCGUGGAGAAGCUGCUACUGGACGCCAUGUUCGAGAUCCCCGGCUCGGACAUUGUCUCCGUGCACGUCACCGAGGAGAUGGUGCGCUCCGGCGGCGAGCCCGUGCUCGAGCGCGCCGCGCCCUCCGACGACGGCGAGCAGCGCGAGCGCGCGCGGGCAGAGAUGAAGUAGUCGGCCGGGCCGUCGGGCCGCGCCCGUCCGAGUGAGUGAGUGUGAUACGGCCCGGCGCCGCUGUCCGACGGAGGCAGGCGGGCCGGGCCGGCCGGCGACCGGGACGCUCCGACCGCCCUCACCGGGCCAGCGGCAGUGCAUUGCCGCGCGCAUCGUCGACAGUUUUAUUAUGACAGAUUAUAAUGAGUCGUAUAGCAUUUGACUGGUCGGGCGGUGGGCCCGUCCUGGCGGUUAGCUCAGUGUGUGGGCCGCGGUCCCCGGCGGGAGGCGGGGGCGGGCCGUGCGCGAGUGGGGAGGGAGUCGGCCGGACGCGCCGCGCCGCGACGACCACAUUGUGAUGAGCCGUGCCGACGGCUGUCCGGCGCGGGUUGCGGGCUGCGGGCCGGGGUGGGUGGGCUGUAGGUACCACAGAUAGCGCGUCACGCACCAGCUGCAGGCGAGUGGCGUACCGCGCGAGUGCAGAAUACAAACAGUGGAGUCGAG
Messenger RNA from Amphibalanus amphitrite, 2431 nucleotides. Its product is annotated as ATP-dependent Clp protease ATP-binding subunit clpX-like, mitochondrial. Gene Ontology annotation, molecular function: zinc ion binding; ATP hydrolysis activity; protein dimerization activity. Gene Ontology annotation, biological process: proteolysis; protein catabolic process; protein folding. The transcript has 12 exons. The coding region runs from base 161 to 1948 and encodes 595 amino acids. Gene Ontology annotation, cellular component: mitochondrial matrix. Lineage: Eukaryota; Metazoa; Arthropoda; Thecostraca; Balanomorpha; Balanidae. The record is from RefSeq and is a predicted model, not a curated record.